ACCAUGACAACGUCUGCUUUGUUUACAUGCUGUGUUUGUUUACAUCUGAAAUGGGAACCUUCUAGUAUGCUUGUCGGUACUCAAAAGCGCAAGUAUUUAAUUUCUGAUCAAUCAAGGACAAAGAUUGGACAUGGGCUCCCCCGUAGUAGAUCAAACUGAUGACUUAGAAUUAUUGUCCCUCAUUGGUUUUGAUGGAAGAACCAUUCAUGGUUUGAAAGUGCAUCCCAAUGGUGAGCACAUACUAUAUCCACUUGGCUGCAAAGUAGCUGUUGUGCAUUGGGAUUCUCGAAAACAAGAUUUCCUCGAAGGGCACACAAAUGUUAUCACUGCACUGUCAGUUUCUCUUGAUGGGAAAUAUGUUGCAUCAGGUCAAAUCAACCAUAUGGGUUUCAAGGCGUUUGUUAUACUCUGGGACUUUGAAAAGCGAACUGCCCUGAUGAAGCAUGAUAUUCAUAAAGUCAGAGUCGAGGCUCUUGAUUUCUCAUUUGAUUCUACUUAUUUAUUUUCCUUGGGAGGACGAGAUGAUGGUAAUGUCGUUGUAACGCACAUACCUUCACUUGAACCUAUGUGUGGCUAUCCUGCAACAAAAGCUACAGCAGGUGAUGCAUUGACACUUAAACAUUCUAACCGAAGGUCAUCAGUUUUUAUGACGGGUGGUGAGGGUAGUUUACGUGUUUGGCAAGUCAAUCCUGAGAAGAGGUUCGUAAGAGCUGUUGAUGUUCAGCUGAGUAAGGUCAAAAGAAAUAUCUAUUGUGUGAGCAUUGAUCCUCAAGAUGAAUUUGCAUAUUGUGGAACUUUGACUGGUGAUAUACUUAAAGUAGCAUUAUAUUUAACCGAGGACACAACUAUCACAGAACCUGUCAGAACUCCAAACAUGAUUGUAUGUUUGGGUAAAGUCUCAAGAUCAAAGAAAAGGAACAUGGAGGCUGAACGAUAUAGCCUAGGAGUGCGAGACAUAAUGAUCCUUGACAUGCAGAAUGGAGACCGAAUUCUUGUUAUUGGUGCUGGAGAUGGCACUGUGGAAGUGGUUAGAGAAAAUGAAAAUCGCUUCAAGGAUCAUAAUCGCUUAAAGUCUCCCUCCUACCCCCUUCUUAAUGUUCUGAAAAGCACAUCUGUCAACUCAGCUGUCACUUCCUUGCAAAAGUUUCAACAGCAUGGCAUUAUGGUUGGAAACGAUUUGUGUGAAAUAUACUUAAUAGACAUAUGCACUUUCAAUGUUCGAUUAAUUGUCACUUGUCACACAACUUGCAUUUAUGACAUUGCCUUUCCGAAGGACUAUUCUGAGGUAUUUGCAACAGCAAGCAAAGAUGAUAUAAGAGUCUGGCAUACAGAAACAUGCAAGGAGUUACUGAGAAUAAGCGUCCCCAACUUCACCUGUUCAACUGUGAAAUUUGCUGCUGAUGGAAAAUCAAUCAUCAGUGGAUGGAACGAUGGAUGCAUAAGGUCAUUCACUCCCCAGUCAGGGAAGAUUAUGUAUACAAUCCCAAAUGCUCAUAAUAAGGGAGUUACUGCAUUAGAUCUGACUAGUGAUGGGUCAACCAUAGUCUCUGGUGGUGGAGAGGGCCAGGUUCGUGUGUGGAAAAUUAACUCUGCUGUACACAAACUAGCUGCCAUCCUGAAAGACCAUAAGGGACCAGUGUCAGAUAUUCACAUCAGUUCAAAUAAUCAGCAAGCUGUGAGUGCGAGUACUGAUGGCUCCUGUAUAAUAUGGGAUAUUGUGCGAUUGGUCCGGCUUCAAAUUCUAUUCGCUAACUCCCUCUUCAUGGCUUGUCGAUUUAAUCCUGAAGGGUGUCAAGUGUUAACAGCAGGUACUGAUCGAAAGAUUCAAUACUGGGAAUGUUAUGACGGUUCCCUCAUACGAGAUCUUGAGGGUUCAACCGCUGCGGCUCUAAAUUCGCUAGAUAUCAGCUUGGAUGGUAGUUUUUUUGUUACUGGCAGCAAUGAUUUCUUAGUCAAGGUUUGGAACUAUAAUGAAGGCUAUACCACACAUAUUGGUGUUGGACAUGCAGGAAUAAUCACAGCAGUUCGUUUGAGUCCAGACAGCAAAUACCUCAUAAGUGUCAGUGAUGAUGGUGCUAUAUUUACUUGGAAAUGCCCUUUCCAAUCAAGCAAAGUAGAAGCCAGACCAGAUCCUGGGAUUGUCUGUGCUGUUGGUGCCGAAAAACUAGAAGUUGCCCAGCCUGUUAGCAGUGCUGCAAAGGAUAAAAUCAGAAUAAGGAAGACUUCAUCUGGUGGUCUGGGGUUUGGCUCAGGAGAUUGUGCAAAAGAAGAAAACAUUGUCUCUUUAUCAAGAGCGCAUUCUGCAUGUAGCCAUCACAGCACUGUAGAUGUGAGGGACAGGCCUCCUGAAAUUGAGAGUGAACAUGGCGAAGAGAUUAGACCUAACAGUUUCAGGUCCAAUGAAGCCCAAUCGAGAGGAAGCAGUGGAGUAAGAAAGAUUAUGGAGAAUAAGCCAUCUGGUACAGUGUGCCAGAUAAAUCAGCCUUCAGUCCUACCAAAUAGCAGGCUCAUUCAGUCAGGCGCUAAGACUUCAUCAGACCCUUGCCUUCCAAAGAGCUCUAUAACAAGGGUUCCCACAGCUGUCAAAUCAGAAACAUGCAAAGGCAAAAUUGUGAGGAAACCAAUACACCGCCAUUGACGAGCAAUCUUAGUUUCCUUUUCCAACUGUAACUUUGAAUUUGUCCUUAAAUUUUUGUGUGAUCUCAGUUCUUGAUUAUUUCAACAAGUUAAUAAAACUACUGGCCCUUUCA
Molecule: messenger RNA, 2750 nt
Organism: Thrips palmi
Lineage: Eukaryota; Metazoa; Arthropoda; Insecta; Thysanoptera; Thripidae
Product: cilia- and flagella-associated protein 52
Exons: 15
Coding region: 131-2638 (835 amino acids)
Biological process (GO): cilium assembly
Molecular function (GO): protein binding
Source: RefSeq, a predicted model, not a curated record